AAAAAAUCCCAAUUCCUUCUCCCAUUAUUCAUCUUCUCAGGUUUUACCUAUUACGUUCGUAAUUUGUAACAUUACUCUGAUCUCGAUCUGCCGGCGGCCCCUUCAUCUUCUCCGUCUCCAACAGCUUCGUAGCCACCCCAAUCGAGGAGGAAUCAACUCCAGACUCUGCCUUGGUUCUCCACAUCUUCGAUAUAUGGUAACCUAACUCUGAAUGUCGAUUUGCCAGCGGCCCUAGUCGAGGAGGAAGUAACUCCAGACUCUGCCUUGGUUCUCCGUUUCUCCGUUACAGUAGGAAAACCAUAAAGUUUACUCCGGCCAGUUUUGGUUGACAAUCCUUACAUUUGAGAAGACCUCAAAGCGGUAAUUUAGAGGAAAACUGUCAGAUGCCUGGGGAGAAUUUUUCCAAGCAGGGAGAAAGGAGAAAGGGCAAAAACAUGAGGCGAAGGAAAGAGUGCAUUAGGUUUAGUGCGGACUGUUUGACAAAAGGUCCAUCUGAGAGGCCGACCGAUGAGAUUGUGAAAGCUCGAAAAUCAUCAAAGCACCUGCAUGUGUCUACAGCACAAACAAUAAUUGUCAGGAAACAAGUUGAUCCUGAAACAACGAAGUACUUCUCAGAAAUUGCAAAUCUUUUUGAAGGAACAACAGUUGACUUAGAUGAUCGGUCGGUCAUAUGUGGUAAUGCUUUGGAGGAAACUAGGGGAAAAGAGUUAGAACUGGCUACUGAUUAUAUUAUAAGCCCCACCUUGCAAACUCUUCUUGAAGGCUGUGACAUAGACCACCUCUGUGGUUUUCUCCAAAGCUGUGGAAAGGAGUUCGCUAAUAUAGCGAUGGAUAAAUCUGGAUCUCACGUGGUUGAGACAGCUCUCAGGUCAUUAGCUGUGCAUAUUCAGGAUGAAGGGGCAUACUCUGUUAUUGGAUCAACUUUAAACAAGAUAUGCCAGGAGAUAGUGCUAAAUCUUGUUAGUGUGAUGUGUAGCCAAUAUGGAUCUCAUGUUCUUCGUAGCCUUCUCUGUCUCUGUAAAGGACUACCGUUAGACUCUACAGAGGAGUUCCAUGUUACAAAAUCAUCUUCCAUUUUAGCAGAGAGGUUGAAUUUCAAGUCACCUCAAGCAUUCAGAAAUAAAGUACCACAUCUUCUGCAGGGUUUCCCGGAUUUGCUUAGAUAUCUUAUUGCGGAAAUGUUAAAAUGUGCUAGAGGAGACAUUGCUACUCUGCUAGUUGACAAGUACAGCAGUUUUGUUCUGCAGACUGCCUUGAGGUUGUUAGCUGGCGAGGAUGAAGAAUUGAUGCAUGUGAUUCCCAUCCUUCUUGGCUGCUCUGAGAAAAAUAUUGCGGAAGGGAAAUUCUUAGAAGCAAUUGUGGUGCAGGACAUUUUAGCAAUGCUCAAGGACACUGCUUAUAGCCAUCUAAUGGAGGUUAUUUUGGAAGUGGCACCGGAGACCUUGUACAAUGAAUUUUUGACAAAAGUUUUAAAAAAUUCAUUGUUUGAGAUCUCAUGUGAUCAUUGUGGCAGUUUUGUUGUCCAAGCAUUAGUUUCUUCUGUGCGAUGUCAAGAUCAAAUGGAGUUGUUUUGGGAGGAACUCGGUUCCAAAUUUGAGGAGCUUCUUGGGAUUGGAAGGUCAGGAGUAGUUGCUUCUCUGUUGGCUGCAAGUCAUAAGCUUCAUACACAUGAAAAUAAGGUUCACAGCUUUAACUCUUUGUUUGUAUGCUUUCCUCCUCCUCCCCCCCCCUCCUUUUUUGAGGCACCCCCUCUUUUCAAUAUCAUCUAUCUGAGAUUUUGAUUAGGGUGAAGUUUA
Macadamia integrifolia is the source of this 1796-nucleotide messenger RNA. Its product is annotated as pumilio homolog 23. The record is from RefSeq and is a predicted model, not a curated record. NCBI's taxonomy places the organism in Eukaryota, Viridiplantae, Streptophyta, Magnoliopsida, Proteales, Proteaceae. The transcript is spliced from 7 exons. Bases 384 to 1781 code for a protein of 465 amino acids. Gene Ontology annotation, biological process: ribosomal small subunit export from nucleus; endonucleolytic cleavage in ITS1 to separate SSU-rRNA from 5.8S rRNA and LSU-rRNA from tricistronic rRNA transcript (SSU-rRNA, 5.8S rRNA, LSU-rRNA); endonucleolytic cleavage to generate mature 5'-end of SSU-rRNA from (SSU-rRNA, 5.8S rRNA, LSU-rRNA). Gene Ontology annotation, cellular component: nucleolus; 90S preribosome; preribosome, small subunit precursor. Gene Ontology annotation, molecular function: RNA binding.